CAUCUUUCACUCACCUUAUACGUUACGAGAGAAUUAAAGCUGGUAUUGGGCCAUGGCAAUCCACAUUUCACACCCACCUUUUAUUCUUUUGCUCACUCUCUCUCCCUUCUUUUUCUCCUUUUCUUCCUCUUUACUUCUACACUAAUAUAUCAUUUUCCCCAACCCCCAUUGAUCCGUUGCCACUUCAGGAAAGAAAAGGAGUCUCCUUUCGAACUUCUCUGGGUUUAUGUUAUUUUGAAAUUAGUUACUUCACAUCAAGAAUGGGUUCAGGCGAUUGGUUUAAGACGAUAAUUAGCUUAAGAAAAUCAAAGAAAGACAGAUCAAAGAAAGCAAAGGGUAUCUUAGCUCAAGAGAAACUAAAUGCAUCAAAGUCAAACAAUUAUACCGGGAAAGAGUCUAGUGAUUUAGCAAAUGGUAUUAAAAGUGAAAACCUUGUUUCACCUGGGGUGUCAGUUGAAACUAUUGCUGCAACAAGGAUCCAGACUGCAUUCCGAGCUUAUAAGGCUAGAAAGGCUUUACGGCGCGUGAAAGGAUUUUCAAAACUGAAGAUCCUAACAGAAGGUUUCUCUGUUAAAAAGCAAGCCAGUACAGCUAUAACAUACCUUCACUCAUGGAGCAAGAUUCAAGCCGAGAUCAGAGAUCGUCGAAUAUGUAUGGUAACAGAAGACAGGAUCAGGAGGAAGAAACUAGAGUCUCAACUAAAACUGGAAGCAAAACUUCAUGAUCUGGAGGUUGAAUGGUCAGGUGGUUCUGCAACCAUGGAGGAAACCCUUGGAAAGAUACAUCAGAGGGAAGAAGCAGCAGUUAAGCGCGAAAGAGCCAUGGCAUAUGCCUUUUCCCAUCAGUGGAGGGCCAACUCUAGUAUGAGCCAACUGCUAGGUAGUUAUGAACUUAGCAAGGCUAAUUGGGGUUGGAGCUGGAAGGAACGGUGGGUCGCCGCUCGGCCUUGGGAAAGUCGCAUCUCCGGCGUAUCUGUCAUCCCAGAGAAAGCUCAACAUAAGCAGCCAAGUAAGGUGCAGAAGGAUAAGAACACAUCAACACCAAAAACUCCUGUCUCAGUUAAACCUCCUUUAGCCAUUGCAAAAGGGACUCCUCCUUCUGCCAAUGCAAAAGCCAAUUCAAAAGCUAGGAGAUUGUCUUAUCCACCAACUGCCGAGAAAACUGUGAUUCAAGAAGUGCAGUGAGUUCUUGACAAGGUGGCAAAGAUAGAGCACAAUUUUUAAGUAUCAAGCUUUUCUGAUAACUUGAGUGGAAUUGAGUGGAACAUUCAAAUUGAUUUUAAAUUGGUUACAAUCCAUAAAAAGUAAACCAGAAAGCCAACUUAUUUAUUUAUUGGAUUGCUUCCAAUUGUGCAUACGAGUGUGACAGAAAUUCAAACAAACCACUGCAGAGAAUGUGUCAACAGACCUGUUGUGGGUGUGAUUUGUUGAUUGCUUCUGUUUAUUUUCUUCUUCUUUUCAUUCUUGUAUAUUCAACGAAAAGACAGAUUGUAGAUAGAACAAUAUAUCUAUUCUUUUAUGUUGUAAUAGAAAAUUUCCAAGAUGUGAU
Molecule: messenger RNA, 1548 nt
Organism: Vigna unguiculata (cowpea)
Lineage: Eukaryota; Viridiplantae; Streptophyta; Magnoliopsida; Fabales; Fabaceae
Product: protein IQ-DOMAIN 9-like
Source: RefSeq, a predicted model, not a curated record